CGCUGUUACGUUCGUGGAGCCGCUAAGCCGCAGUCAGUCCAUGCUUCGGAGGGCAGCAUCAGCACUGCUGAACACCGGCACACUCCUCUCCGUGCCUUGGGCCAAAGUAUCCCCACACCCCGGACUUCUCGUCCCGCUAGCCAGCCGCCCCUUCUCCCUCUCGGCGUGCCUGCACAAGAAGAAGAAACAGAAGAGUCGUUGGUUGGUGCUUUCUGAAGGACAAAAGAUGGAUGGCAAUAUCGAAGAGGUGCUGGCUCCCUUGCGUCAAGCUGUAAAGGAACAGGGAGACCUGGUCCGUCAGAUGAAGACGGAUGGGGCUCCAGAUGUGGACGUGGCCAAGGCAGUGGCAGAACUCAAGGCCAGGAAGAGGACCCUGGAAGCCAAGGAACUGUCUCUCCAGCCCAAAGAUGACAUUGUGGACCGGACAAAGCUGGAGGACACACUCAGAAGGAGGUUCUUCUACGACCAGGCCUUCUCCAUCUAUGGAGGGGUGAGUGGCCUGUAUGACUUUGGCCCGGUGGGCUGCGCUCUAAAGAACAACAUCCUUUCGGUGUGGAGACAGCACUUCAUCCAGGAGGAGCAGAUACUGGAGAUAGACUGCACCAUGCUCACACCCGAACCCGUACUCAAAACCUCAGGCCACGUGGACAAGUUUGCAGACUACAUGGUGAAGGAUGUGAAAAAUGGAGAGUGUUUCCGUGCCGACCAUCUCCUCAAAGCUCACCUGCAGAAGCUGAUGUCUGAUAAGAAGUGUCCUGAAGAGAAGAAGACUGAGAUGAACAACGUCAUCACUCAGCUGGAUAACUACACCCAGCAGGAGUUGACUGAUCUGUUUGUGAAGUACAACGUCAAGUCCCCCGUAACAGGAAAUGACCUCACCGCCCCCAUCUCCUUUAACCUGAUGUUCCAAACCUCCAUCGGACCUGGAGGGAACAUGACAGGAUAUUUGCGGCCCGAGACGGCUCAGGGAAUCUUCCUGAACUUCAAGCGGCUGUUGGAGUUUAACCAGGGAAAACUGCCCUUCGCUGCAGCCCAAAUCGGAAACUCCUUCAGGAACGAGAUCUCGCCACGCUCAGGGCUCAUCAGAGUCAGAGAGUUUACGAUGGCGGAGAUUGAGCACUUUGUGGACCCUACUGAGAAGGUUCACCCCAAGUUCUCCAGCGUGGCGGAUCUGGACAUCCUGCUCUACUCCUCCAAGGCCCAGACCAGCGGCCAGUCCGCAUCCAUCAUGAAGCUAGGUGACGCCGUCGAGCAGGGCGUCAUCAAUAACUCCGUCCUGGGUUAUUUCAUUGGUCGUAUCUACCUCUACUUGACCAAAGUGGGCGUGUCAAAGAAUAUGCUGCGCUUCCGUCAGCACAUGGACAAUGAGAUGGCUCACUACGCAUGUGACUGUUGGGAUGCGGAGACCAAAACAUCAUACGGUUGGAUCGAGAUUGUGGGCUGUGCCGACCGCUCCUGUUUCGACCUGACGUGUCACGCCAGAGCCACCAAAGUGUCCCUCGCCGCGGAGAAACUGCUGAAGGAGCCCAAGGUGGUGAACGUGGUGCAGUUCGAGCCUAACAAGGCGGCCAUCGGCAAGGCCUACAAGCGUGACGCCAAGAUUGCCAUGGAGUACCUGUCCAUCUGCGACGAGUGCUUCAUUUCUGACCAGGAGAAACUCCUUGAGGAGAACGGUGAGUUCACCAUUGAGACAGAAGGAAAGAGUUUCAAGAUCACCAAGGACAUGGUGACCAUCAAGAGGUUCCAGAAAACGCUGCAUGUGGAGGAGGUGGUCCCCAAUGUGAUCGAGCCGUCCUUUGGCAUCGGCAGAAUCAUGUACACCAUCUUCGAGCACACAUUCCAGAUCAGGGAAGGAGACGAGCAGAGAACGUUCUUCAGUUUCCCCGCCAUGGUGUCGCCCUACAAGUGUUCCGUCCUGCCCCUCAGCCAGAAUCAGGAAUUCGUGCCGUUCGUCAAGCAGCUGUCAGAGGCCAUGACCAAAAACGGCGUGUCCCAUAAGGUGGACGACUCCUCAGGAUCGAUCGGUAGGCGCUACGCCCGCACAGACGAGAUCGGAGUGGCAUUUGGAAUCACCAUCGACUUCGACACGGUCAACAAGACGCCGCACACAGCCACACUCAGGGACCGAGACUCAAUGAGGCAGAUCAGGGCAGAGGUGAGCGAGCUGCCAGAUAUCGUGCGAGACCUGUCUAACGGCAACACCAGCUGGGCGGAGAUCGAGAGCAAGUACCCCAUCUUCGAGGGCCAGGAGACGAGCAAGAAGGACACCAGCGAGGAGUAGAGCAGCACAGCACCACCUGGCUGUGUGGAGCAGUACUGCAGGAGCCCACUAUCGCCCUCUGGCUGUCAUGUCUGCCGUUACACAUCAGCCAAAACAAACCACCCACCUGCCCCACCAUAAUCGCCAUCACCCCCUGAAAACACAUGGACAACACAACCCCCCACACACAAAACACAUGGACAAUUUUACACGCGGCUCCAUAGGAACAAUCUAUUGUGACUUCAAUCACAAUAAUCACUUCAACAACGAAAAUAAGAAUGAACGUGCACCCAGCAUUUUGUCCCACAAGAAAUCUCCAACAUGUGUAAAGAAAUCACAACAUCAAGGCUCUGAGACAUGUAUGUAAGCUUGUAACUCUGUAAUGUGUCUGUAAGGGAAUCAGACGGUUAAAUCUCUUAUUUACUCUCCCGGUCUCACCUUGCUCAUAUACAGAAAUGGCGGGGUCAUGCAGGAAGGCGGGUGGGGAUGUUUAUCUGAACAAAAAGGGAGAACGCAGCUGUAAUGUGGCUGGCGUGCGUGUGGGGGAGGGAAAGGAAGAGAGGCUUCGGCCAUUCCAGUCUACGAGCUAAUAAAAUGAUUAUGUCUCUGUUGGGAAGCUUCUCUGGGUUCAAUAAAUGGAGCCUACACUUUCUGGGCUUGUAUGGUUUUAUAUGAAAACGA
Messenger RNA from Engraulis encrasicolus (European anchovy), 2941 nucleotides. It is a transcript of the gene gars1, whose product is annotated as glycyl-tRNA synthetase 1. The transcript has 16 exons. Gene Ontology annotation, biological process: mitochondrial glycyl-tRNA aminoacylation. Gene Ontology annotation, molecular function: ATP binding; glycine-tRNA ligase activity. The coding region runs from base 41 to 2281 and encodes 746 amino acids. Gene Ontology annotation, cellular component: mitochondrion; cytoplasm. NCBI's taxonomy places the organism in Eukaryota, Metazoa, Chordata, Actinopteri, Clupeiformes, Engraulidae. The record is from RefSeq and is a predicted model, not a curated record.